Molecule: messenger RNA, 363 nt
Organism: Lottia gigantea (owl limpet)
Lineage: Eukaryota; Metazoa; Mollusca; Gastropoda; Lottiidae
Exons: 4
Coding region: 1-363 (120 amino acids)
Source: RefSeq, a predicted model, not a curated record
AUGGCCGAAGCCACAUGUUCUCAGAAGCCUAGUCGAGAAGACACGUGUCAGCGCUGGUCCAAAAAGGAUGGAAAGUAUAUCACGGUUAGUCGACCUGCUAUCGUAAAAUCUUACAAUGAUAAAAUGGGCGGGGUAGAUCUUCACGAUUGGAUGAUUUCGUUUUAUCGAUUAGCAGCGAAAUCACAACAACUACUGGCUGCAUCGCGUGAAGAUGAAACGUCUUCCGAUGAUUCAGAUUAUGAACCUGUUGUGAAACGGGUUGCCCUUCCCAUUGAUUAUUAUCGCAAAGCAGAUGCUAAACACUUGCCACAAGCUUAUCCUGGAUGCACAAGAAAAACUCGUGUUCGGACGAUCUUAUCCUGA